AUGUCAUCUUUAUCCUGCCAGUAUUCUAGAUCUGCUCCUGAUAAUGUAACUAGUGGUGGCUAUGGUGGUGGUUACGGUCAGCGUUCUGGUUCUGCCGCUGCCGCUGCCGCUGCUGCUCGUUCUAAUGGUGCCGCUGCUGCUUCUUUUGGUUCUCUUGCUGGUGAUAGUGCUUGCCAUCAGGGUUCUGGUUCUGAUGUCGCUGACGCUGCCGCUGCUGCCGGUGCUGCUGCUGCUCGUGAUUAUGUUGGCUAUGGUGGUGGUAAUCAAGGUCAGGGUGGUUUCGGGGGUUCUAGACCUGGUUCUGGUCACGGUCACGGAAAUGGUGGAGUUAAUGCAGACAAUCUUUCAGAAAUUUUCAGUAGCAUUGCUUCUUCAGUUUGGAAAUCUAAUCCUGAUUUGAGUCAAUGUGAGAUCUUGGUUCGAACCUUAUCUGAAGUAUUUAUUCCAUUAGCAAACAUAUUAAGUAGCUCAUCCGUUUGA
Molecule: messenger RNA, 480 nt
Organism: Panonychus citri (citrus red mite)
Lineage: Eukaryota; Metazoa; Arthropoda; Arachnida; Trombidiformes; Tetranychidae
Product: spidroin-1-like
Exons: 2
Coding region: 1-480 (159 amino acids)
Source: RefSeq, a predicted model, not a curated record